This is a messenger RNA of Populus nigra (black poplar), 1631 nucleotides long. Its product is annotated as xylulose 5-phosphate/phosphate translocator, chloroplastic. Bases 117 to 1442 code for a protein of 441 amino acids. Gene Ontology annotation, molecular function: phosphoglycerate transmembrane transporter activity; antiporter activity; triose-phosphate transmembrane transporter activity. The transcript has a single exon. Lineage: Eukaryota; Viridiplantae; Streptophyta; Magnoliopsida; Malpighiales; Salicaceae. Gene Ontology annotation, biological process: transmembrane transport. Gene Ontology annotation, cellular component: membrane; Golgi apparatus. The record is from RefSeq and is a predicted model, not a curated record.
GAGCUAACCUACUCACCAAAAAAAUCUCCUUCCCAUAUAUGUUCAUGCUUUUCAUUCACUGACUCUCUCUCUCUCUCUCUCUCUCUAAUAUCACUAAAGCUAGUAGGAGAAAAAAAAUGCAUACUUUGAAUCUUACACAAUCUUCUCCUGUCACUUUCUCUAAAUCCACCAACCAUAGAUACUCCAUUAAUGCUUCUUCACUUUUAAAUCCAAAUCUUAUCAGUAGGACUCAUAAUCAGACUGCCCUAUUUAAUAAACCCUCUACUCAGAUUGGUGCAUUAACCACCAAAGUAUCAAACUUUGGCCAAAUUCAUGGUUACCCAUUUGGCCGCUCUUCAAGAUCCACUUCACAGAUCCAUUAUUCAGGCUUCAGAAGGGACCAUUUUGACAGAAUCCAUGAAAACCAAUCUGGGUUUUGCUCAAAGUCUGGGUCUUUUAUCACCAAAGCAGCGGCAUCUGAAUCUGAAUCCAGCCCAGAAGGAGAUGCUAGUGCAGUUUCAAAGCCAAAGUCUAAAACUCUCCAACUUGCACUUGUCUUUGGUCUCUGGUACUUCCAAAACGUUGUCUUUAAUAUUUACAACAAGAAGGCAUUGAAUGUGUUUCCAUUUCCAUGGUUUCUUGCUUCUUUUCAGCUUUUUGUUGGGUCCAUUUGGAUGUUGAUUUUAUGGUCAUUGAAGCUUCAACCAUGUCCUAAGAUCUCAAAGCCAUUCAUUAUUGCUCUUCUUGGACCUGCGUUGUUUCACACAAUAGGCCACAUAUCAGCCUGUGUUUCAUUCUCCAAGGUUGCUGUUUCUUUCACUCAUGUUAUCAAAUCAUCGGAGCCUGUUUUCUCUGUUGUUUUUUCUUCAUUUCUUGGUGAUACUUACCCUUUGAAAGUCUGGCUUUCUAUUCUCCCUAUUGUCCUUGGUUGUUCCCUUGCUGCUGUCACUGAAGUGUCCUUUAAUUUCCAAGGCUUGUGGGGUGCUUUGAUUAGUAAUGUUGGGUUUGUGUUAAGGAACAUUUACUCAAAAAGGAGUUUGCAGAACUUCAAGGAAGUUGAUGGACUUAACUUGUAUGGUUGGAUUAGCAUAAUCUCAUUGUUUUAUCUCUUUCCUGUUGCGGUUGUGAUUGAAGGGUCUCAAUGGAUUCAAGGGUAUCAUAAGGCAAUUGAGGCUGUUGGAAAAUCAUCAACAUUUUAUAUAUGGGUGUUGCUAUCUGGUGUUUUUUACCAUCUUUAUAACCAAUCGUCCUACCAGGCACUUGACGAGAUUAGCCCCUUAACCUUUUCGGUAGGUAACACUAUGAAGAGAGUUGUGGUGAUUAUUUCUACUGUCUUGGUGUUCGGGAAUCCAGUUAGGCCUCUGAAUGCACUUGGAUCAGCCAUUGCAAUAUUUGGGACUUUCUUGUACUCUCAGGUAACUGCCAAGAAAGCCAAGAAACCUGAAGUCGAAAAGCAGAACUAGUUGGAUAUAGUAGACUUUGAUACUCUUGGAUUUAAUAAAUUUGUUUUGUCUCCUUUUCCACAGUUUAAUGAUAUUUCCUUGCCGUCGUAGUUUCAAGAUACCCUUCUGUUCUCUGUUUUCUUUGCCAUCUAUGGUUUUGUGUGCCAUACAUGACAUUUAAGAUUUAAAUGGGAGUUUUAUCUUUCAUUA